This is a messenger RNA of Nothobranchius furzeri (turquoise killifish), 1606 nucleotides long. Its product is annotated as trace amine-associated receptor 1-like. Gene Ontology annotation, cellular component: dendrite; plasma membrane. NCBI's taxonomy places the organism in Eukaryota, Metazoa, Chordata, Actinopteri, Cyprinodontiformes, Nothobranchiidae. Gene Ontology annotation, biological process: chemical synaptic transmission; G protein-coupled receptor signaling pathway, coupled to cyclic nucleotide second messenger. Gene Ontology annotation, molecular function: G protein-coupled serotonin receptor activity; neurotransmitter receptor activity. The record is from RefSeq and is a predicted model, not a curated record.
UAUAUUUCUGCGGUGAAAUUGGUAUCUUUAACAUGGGAGUGAAUGUGGACUUGCUCACUUCUGGUGCCAGCCCCUAGUGGAUGAUGGUGGAACAGCAAUUUUAGCAACUUCCUUGUUGGCUUCGAUUAUAUUGCAGAAUUAUGGGGGCUUGGCUGCUACACUGGGGGCAGGAGAGAUGCCUCUGUGAUGUCAUAAGUGUGACUUCUGAUUUGUAGUAUUUACAGAGUUACGUGACAUAGUCAAACACACAUAAUAAUUUAUCAUUUAUUUUGAACUACAUAUGUGUGAUUCAGGGCAUAAGACAAAGCGGAUGAGAAGUAACUUUUACAAACUCGUUCACUUUAAUUAGAUUGUUUGUUUUUGUUGUCAGGGAACUGAUGAUCUCACCGGAAGGGGAGGAGACUCGGCCCCCUAGUUUUCCCACUUCCUAUUGAUUAUGUAAUGAAAAGUGAUGGUGCAGCACUUUGAUGUGAUCUUACUGAGGUUAUCUACCUAGAGAUUAAAGAGUACAAAGAUUUUUUCUGAGAAAGCCAGUGUUCUGAUCCUUUACUGUAAUGAUAAUGUCUUAAAUCGGUUUUAACAAGCAGGUUAGUCUCAUUUUAGGAAGCUUUUAAAGGGAUGGCAGAAGAGUCGUUUUAUGUCGGUUUUGACUUCCAUCCCUGCUACGAAAUUAAUAAUGCUUCUAGAACGCUGACAAGGUCUCCUUCCAGAGUGUGUGUUUUGGUAUAUAUCUUCCUUGGCUCAUUGUCAGUUGUCACAGUAUGUGGAAACCUUCUAGUAAUAAUCUCUAUCACUUACUUCAAGCAGCUACACACACCUUCUAACUACCUCAUCAUCUCUCUGGCUGUUGCUGAUUUUCUUGUUGGGAUCAUGGUCUUUCCCCUGAGCAUGUCUUUCACUCUCAGCUCAUGUCUUUAUUACAGAGAUUUAUUCUGCAAAAUAAGGGAUAGCAUAGAUGUCAUACUGAGCACAACCUCUAUUUUUAAUUUAUGUUGUAUUUCUGUAGACCGAUACUAUGCAGUGUGUCAGCCUCUGAUGUACAGGACUAAGAUAAACACCCAUGUUGUUGGAGUAAUGAUCCUUAUGAGCUGGGGGGUUUCUGUUCUAGUUGCCAUUGGCUUCAUAACUGCAGAGAUCCACCAAGAGAAGUGUGGAGAAAACUGUUAUUUUGACGUCGUGCUGGAAAAGAUUCUGGCACCUGUUUUUUCAUUUUACCUUCCUGUGAUCAUAAUGUUGUAUAUUUAUCUGAGAAUUUUUCUUGUUGCUCAGAAACAGGCACAGAGCAUUCAGAACACAACAAAGGCUGUUGUAACUGCAAGCAGCAUGGAAUGGAAGGCUGCAAAAACUCUGGCUGUGGUUAUGGGAGCUUUUCUGAUGUGUUGGCUGCCUUUCUUUCUUUGUUUUUCUUUUCAGCUGUUAGGUGGCGUAUCAGUGCCAGUCUAUGAAACACUAAACUGGCUAACUCUGUCCAAUUCAAUGUUCAAUCCAUUCAUAUAUGCUUUCUUCUACAGAUGGUUUAGAUCGGCUUUCAGAAUAAUCAUUUCUGGAAAAAUCUUUCAGGGACAUUUGUCAAACUCCAAACUCCUUUGAUUCUGUUUUAAAUUGG